This is a messenger RNA of Vitrella brassicaformis, 2540 nucleotides long. The record is from the annotation of a GenBank genome assembly. NCBI's taxonomy places the organism in Eukaryota, Vitrellaceae.
CAAACGUAUAAGUCGACGGCCCGCUGCACACACAGACGCUCACUCAAUCAAUCAGUCCACCUGUUGACAAGGCAGAUCUCGACCUGACAGCAAACAGCUCAUCGGUGUGCUUGUGAGUGAGCCAAUCGCCGCAUCUUCCCACCUACCGUUGGACGAGAAGCUGCUAUAGCUACGUUGCCGGAUAAUCCAUCGGGCCAACAGCGGGAAGCGGCUGAGCGAUGGGCAUACGGACUCGUCCUCAAGAGGGUCUCACUGUGCCUCCACUGGCCAAGAGCCUUGCGAGGACCAGUUCUCCCUUCUCUCAGGCUCGCAUCGAUCGGCUUGCGAGUUGACAAAGGAGUGCGAAGGAGCCCUUCUGGUGGGCUCAGAGGGUUCGUCAGGAGCCAAGCACUCAGCCGCAGUGAGCCCCAAUCACUUUGGAUGAAUUGCUUUCGGUGGAAAGGGCAGCUCACAUGGCUCCCUAUGCGUGUGUCAGGGUGUGUGCACAUGACUCACAGACUCAUAUAUGGACACAAUGUUUGUGCACGAACAUGAAGCCCAUGAUGCAGUGAGUGAGUCAGUGCUAUAGACACCCCCGCUGCCCUCACUCUCCACAGCCCCGUGCAGCUGUCUACCUAGACCGUCGAGCUCACGGGCCUGGCUGUCUGUCUGUCAGUUGCUCGCGCGGCUCAACUCUCGUGCACGGUCGCCGUGCCCCUCCUGGUCCGCAAUGGUGACAUACACUUCAUCCAUAGCAUCGAUCUCACGGCAUAAAAGAGCUACACAGCCCCCAGUGUGCUACACGUCCUCGCAGCUUCCCUUCCCUCCCUCCCGCCCGCCAUCUCGCACAUGUACGGACGUUGGCAGGCGGGUAGGAAGGUCACGUGAUUGGCUGAUCGGCCCACUGCCGCACCUCAUCGCGCGACCCGGCGAACACCACCUUGGUCUUGCACUGCUCACACAGGUACUCCGGCUCGUCCAGCAGCUCCACCAGUGGUAUCUUCUUCUCCUUCUUGCGGCCCUCGUUCUUUCUCUUGAUGCCCUCAUUCUCCUCACGCCGCCGCGCAUUCUCCGCCCGCACCUGGUGGAGGUCCCGCCGCCACUUGCUGCAGCGGUCGUCAUAGCACUGGCGACACAGCCGCAGGUGUCUGCAGGGCAUGUACAUGACCGAUGGGGGCGCGUCGAGGCAGAUGGCACACUCACGCCCAUCUCCCUCUGGCUCGGCUCCCUCUGGCUCGGCCGCUGCCGGUGGCUGCUGUUGCGGUAGAAGGGCCGCUUGGGCACACGACUGACUGGCUAGCUCGCUGGCUGACCAGUGCACCGCUGAAGUCCUCCUGUUUCGUGGUGAUAUACACGGGCUCGCCGGUGUUCUCUAUCUUGUGCUCAGCUGCAACGACAUGGCAUGCAAACCACAGCGAAUGAUAACAGGACGGAAGGCAGCCAUGCGCACGUGUGGGCGUAAGGUGCUUCCCUUCCUGUCUGUCCUCACGUUUGGAGAUCUCGCGCCACAGGUCCACAUAGAAGUCCACGAACGAGCGAUCAUCUUUGCAGUACUUGUCGUGCGCAUCGAGAAGCAGACGCAGCCUCCAAUCAAUCUUCUGAAGAAGGGAUUACAGACAGACAGACAGACAGACGGAGAGGGGAACAAUGCACACGUGUUGUUUGGCAGGCAGGCCUCCCUCUAGCCUGCCUGCCUGCCUACCUACCUGCGUGACGUUGUGUGUGCUAGGCCGUACACGUACCUGAUCGAUAGGCCGCUCUAGGGCGAUUCUCCAGAGUGCCUCAAUCCGGCCAGCUGUGUCCUUCUUCCUGCACGCGUCCAUGGUAAAGCCGUGCUGAUAGCCGCUGUUCAGCAGAGCAUGUUCGACGAAUGACUCGAAGAGCAUGAGGGUGUUGAGGGACCCCAAUUCCAUCGACAAGUACAGCCGCAGCUCAUCCAUCUCCUUAUCCUGCAGCAAGAGCUCGAGAAGAGAGUCGCCUGUGGUUAAUGAACUGAAGUGAGUAGGUGAGCGGGCAAACCUUGUCGAGAACCAGGCCCUGCAUAGCCGAAGACAGCACCUUCUCCAGGCUCUCCUCAUCUUGCUGCAGCUUAGUGAUCCUCCUCCGCGGUGUUUGCUGGUUGCAUACAAGAAAGAUGAACCUCCCAAGACGACGAAUCGGCCGCCAGAUCGGGCGGGUCACGUUCCUGAUAAAUGGCGGGACGUUGAGCUCUGUGAUGACAUGAUGGCGGGUGAGGGGCUGACGGCUGCUUGCGCGUGAGCCUGGGCUGCGGUUGCGCAAGAGCUGCGGAGAGGUGAAGGCGGCGCCGAUGGUCAGCAGAGAGAGGAUAGCAAGGAAAGACGCCAAGCUGAUAGGCAAUGCCAUCGGGUGCUCUCGCUCAAGGCAACGGUGGAGCAGGCAUUCAUGAAUGAACAGGGAAAAGGGGCGGGUCGUCUCUUAGCGUGCAGGUUGGGAGUUGCUGCGAGUGAGAGGGCAAAGAUUGCUGGCCCUGUGACUCUUUCGUCGUAUUUGUCUGUCAGAAAGCUAAGGUGAGUCACUGUGAUUCAAAUUGCUCAUUGUCG